CUCACACACACACACACACACUCACUCCGUCCGCACUUUGUUUCCAUUCCGCUCCGCUCGCCGCCGCUAAAGACGCGCCUGAAAACACGCACCAGUCUCGGUCUACCUGUGCGCACUGCGGCCAGCCCACACGGGGAGGGGUUUGACUCUUCCUGUCAGUGUCAGAUCCACGGGACGAGAGGAGCAACUAAAACGCGUCCAGGCUGUGGAGAGAGAGGGACGAACGCACAGAGACUGAGACAAACUUGUCUGUUUUCCACCCAGUUGAGCUCAAAGUUUCUUCGCUGAUCCGAGAAGGAAUAAUUUGGAGCCCGGUUGCCCCACGCAGCGCUCUUGUGGAUAUUUUACGUCCACCUUGUCUCCUGUUUACAAGAAUGGCGAGAGAUUACGCAGCGCGCUGGCCAGUGUCUCCGAUGAGGAGCACUUGGCUGGUGACAGUAGCGGUCCUCCUCACAGCCCAAGGUAUCGGGGCUCAAAAAGUGCGAGUGGAGGAGGAGCUGGAGGCGUAUCCCACGGAGUCGGUGGAGCUGACCUGCCAAUUCAUCGACGGAGGAGGCAAAACCAAGCUCACACAGGUGUCUUGGAUAUGGGAGCCCUCCGACGGACAGAGGGAUAACAUCGCCGUUUUCCAUCCGAUCUACGGUCAGAGUUUCCCCAACCCGGCUUUCAGGGACCGGGUUGUUUUCCUGAAGAACACUCUGGAGAGCCCGUCCAUCAGGAUAUCCAACCUGAGGAUGUCCGACGCCGGCCGCUACACCUGCGAGUACGCCACCUACCCUUCAGGGAACGAGCAGGGGACCACCACCCUCACCAUGUUGGCUAAGCCCAAAAACUCAGCCAGAGUCCUGACGGUCCAGGCUGGCACCAAGUCUGUGGUGGUAGCCCAGUGCGAGGCCGUGGACGGGAAACCGGCUGCCAGCAUCAAGUGGUUGGCGUCGGUGGGAGGGAACCACUCCACCACCGCCACCAACGGCCAGGACGGUUUGGUGACCGUCCGCAGCGAGUACCGACUCGUCCCCACGCCGGCGGAUAACGGCCGCGAAGUCACCUGCAUGGUGGACCAGAGGACCCAGGACCAGACCUGGGUCUACCCUGUCAAGCUCUCAGUCGAAUACCCUCCGUCCGUUUCCAUAGAAGGCUACGAUAAUAACUGGUACAUGGGUCGAUCGGACGCUGUGCUCUUCUGUCUGGCCAACGCCAACCCCCAGCCCACCACCAUCACCUGGACCGCGAUGCCCGGUCCUUUACCGGAGACGGUGGUGGUGGAGGGCAACAAGCUGAAAGUAAGGAAAGUGGACGAAGCAGUCAACACCACCUUUGUCUGCGAGGUCAAGAACAAGCUCGGGGUCAGCAAACACCAGAUCACCACCGUCGUCAUCGAAGCCCUCGAGGAUCCGUCCAGCGCCGGCGUGGUGGCAGGAGCAGUGAUUGGCUCGCUUCUGGCCCUGCUAUUGGUCGUUGCGCUCGUUGCCGUCCUCCUGACUCGCGGCCGGCGCCAACAGAGACGUGGUUACCCCAGCAGCGGCGACUCCAUAGCGACAGGUAGCGGAGGCAGCAACGGCGGCGACUACGGCAACAAAGCCCGCCUGCUCUUCAGCGGAUCCGGUAACGGCAGCAGCAAGAACGGAACGGGCGCCAACAACAACGGCCCCAUUUAUACGUAUCGAGAGGGCUGCGACGCCACGGGGACUCUGACAGAAAAGGCUAACGACUACCACCAUCACCACCUUCACCACGCCACCACCGGCAACGCCCCCACCGCUCACGACAUCCUCUUGAGUGGCGACAUGGAAGAAGCCGAGAGGAGGAAGUUCGACCUGGACGACAGCAUGGAGGAGGAGGAGGAGCGGUACGACAGGUUCGGAGGCAUGAGGGGAGGCGGGAACGUGCUCCCCCCAGCGUAUCGCGUCCACAGGGGCCACGGCGACGAGGAAGAAAUGGACGUCUACCUGGACGACGACAUGGAGUCUCAGAGGGACGGCUCGGUCAUUUCCCGGACUGCCAUCUACGUCUAAGGAGGGAAAAGGAAAAUAGGGAAAGGAGAUGCGAAAGGUGGGUGAAGAGGGAAGACCCCCGCCAAACCCUCUCACCGCCAAAACGAGUCAACAUCGCCUCCAUCAGCUCAACACCUUCCUGCUUAAACACCAACCUGAGUAAAGAGACGCCAUCAGUUACUCUACAUCCUCUCUGCCUGACACGAACUGUAUUAUUGUACGAAACAGAGGAUUUCAAGAAAAAGAAUACGACGUCGGCCACGUUGUCGCUGACGACGGGAACGUUGUGUGUUCUGUGACUGAACAUGUGACUGUGUUUAACUGGAGACAGGUUCUAUUCAGUGUCAGCCAAACGUAAAUAAGUAGAAAAAAAAAAAAAAAAUUUACUGCAAAGAGCAAACAAAAACAACAGUAACUCUGACGCUGCUUCUUGCUACAGUAUGUUGUUGUUUCUUCAGCUUUGCAAGUGUGUGAUUAUGUGCCGAGUGACUACAUUGUUUGUAUUUUAUACCUUAUGAGCAAAAACGUACAGUAAUCUGCAAAGCCGCGACCACUAUUGUCCAAAUCACCGCUGUUCAGAAAUGGCCUUCCUGUCUCAAACAAACAAACGUUAACGAAGACCGCCAUCGACGACUUGACCACGAAAGUGUCCGACGGCUUCUGUGGAUGGUCUUCUCCUGACACGCUUCACACGGGACUUGGGCUCAUAUCGCUAUAAAACUUGAAAAAGGUCGAACUUGUCGCCUUGGCAACAACAUUGGAGUUUCUGUUCACCCCGGCGAUGACUUUGCGGGCGAACAGUGACUGGAGUUGGGGGGGGUUGGGGUUACAGCCCCACCCUGUGACACCACCUGGUUUCCUGAUGGGUGCAGCUGAAGCGAGGGCCACUAAACGGAGUAACAUAACAGACUUAACAGUGUGUGCUAAUGUGUGGCUGGCUGUGGUGUUAAUGAUGUGCAUCAUCUAUAUAUCGGGCGCCGUCUCACUAUAGCACAGUUGUUGUUAUUGUUGUUGUUGUAGAUGUUGUUUCUUCUUGUUGUUGUUACUGUUGUGUAAUGGUGUUGAUCUUGCUAAAGAAAAGACGCACCGGGAGCCUUGGGGGUUUCACACAGUUCCACAGUGGGUCGGUAAUGAGUCAUAUAAUGGGUAAAAAAAAAAAAAAAAAAGACGUACUUUUCUUUGUUUCUAACUCUAUUUCCUAACUUUCUGAGUGUUUUCUUUCUCUUUUUGGUUCUGUUCCACGUGCAUCCUGCAGCAUAUGCAUCUAUCCCACACACACAUCCCCUCCUUCUCGUCGUCAUCCUCUUCUUUCUUUAUUUACAUAAUGGGCGGCUUAGACGACUGCCGCAAUGAUUGUGUGCAGGAAACAGGGGAUAACUUGUAUUUAUAUUCCUAUCUGGGUCGCAUUCAACGAGGCAAAAUAUUCACCGGCUUUGUUGGAGGCUGCUGUAUUUCAUCUAUUCAUUUUCCAUGUCCCGCAGAAUGUUGGAGGCUAUGAAUCAGAUUAGUCCAUGUUUGGGAUCCUGAUUGGAUAGAAAGAAACGUUCCUGUGAGGACUUAAAAACAGUCCAAAUGAAAUCCCAAACCCACAAAGUUUGUCUUAUUAAACGCUGCAUUCAAACCACAGGUGACAGAAUAAAUAAGACCAUGUUCAUAUAAUACCACAGUGAAAAAUAUGACAUUUAUUUGGUGAUUUACUGGUUCAUUAAUGCCCCGUUUCCGCUACAUGGUAUCAGCUCGACUCGACUCUGCCUUUUUUGCGUUUCCAUUACGAAAAAGGUUCUGGAAUCUGG
Messenger RNA from Sphaeramia orbicularis (orbiculate cardinalfish), 3787 nucleotides. RefSeq names its product PVR cell adhesion molecule related 2 like (gene pvrl2l). Lineage: Eukaryota; Metazoa; Chordata; Actinopteri; Kurtiformes; Apogonidae. Bases 375 to 2015 code for a protein of 546 amino acids. The transcript is spliced from 7 exons. The record is from RefSeq and is a predicted model, not a curated record.